Molecule: messenger RNA, 849 nt
Organism: Coprinopsis cinerea okayama7#130
Lineage: Eukaryota; Fungi; Basidiomycota; Agaricomycetes; Agaricales; Psathyrellaceae
Exons: 4
Coding region: 1-849 (282 amino acids)
Biological process (GO): biosynthetic process; amino acid metabolic process
Molecular function (GO): transaminase activity; pyridoxal phosphate binding
Source: RefSeq, a predicted model, not a curated record
AUGUCUCUCUCUGAGCAAGGGAAAACGCGAGCCGCGCUGGUUCUCCCCGGAGGACCACUUCAUGCUCUAUUCACUGCCAUCCAAAAUGAAUGGAGCCCAGACUUUAAGGAUGGAAUCUCCCGCCUCGAUGUUUCCGAGAAUGACCUUAUGGGGAAGGAGAUGGCCACGAUUUUGAAGUCUUUCGCUGCGGAGGCCAACCACAACUGGCUUACCUACCAAGGAAGUGCAACGCCGUCAUGCUCGAUCAAGUUACUGGAGUCGCUCGCGACCCUGAUAAACAAUCGCUUUCGACCACGACAAGUGAUUACUCCGGACCAGUUGGUUGGAGGCGCUGGGUGCAGCCUCCUCUUGGAAGGAUUGACACGGAUCAUUUGUGAUGAUGGGGAUAUCAUCCUCACACCGGCGCCUAUUUGGCCGAUCUUUCACACCAUCGUGGCGAACGCGAAUGUAUCCCUAUCUGUGGUUUCCUCUUAUGACGCUACAGCGACAACCUUUGGCGAACAGGCUGAGGUGAUAUCCAGUCUCCUCGACUGGAGCGAGGCGACUAAAACCCGCUGGACCACACGUGUCCAGCAGCUACGUUCUUCCGGUAAAAAACCGCGGGCCGUCCUGCUAAGUAACCCGCAAAACCCGUUGGGACGCUGCUAUUCCCGUUCCUUUAUCUUAGGAAUCCUAGAUUUCUGUCAAGAGAACGACCUUUUUCUCAUCUCUGAUGAAGUAUUUGCGCUGUCGCAUCACCACUAUGAAACCAUAAACGGAUACAAAAGUACGCGCGGAAGGAAUGGAAUGUACCCGGCUUGCGCAUACAAACUAGGCGUUUCGCAUGGUUUGUAUGCGCAAGCCGGGUAG